This is a messenger RNA of Microsporum canis CBS 113480, 567 nucleotides long. RefSeq lists its product as hypothetical. The transcript has 3 exons. NCBI's taxonomy places the organism in Eukaryota, Fungi, Ascomycota, Eurotiomycetes, Onygenales, Arthrodermataceae. The record is from RefSeq and is a predicted model, not a curated record. Bases 1 to 567 code for a protein of 188 amino acids.
AUGACUCUCUCCGUUCACCCCGCAACCGCCGAGGACAUUCCUCGCAUCCUCGAUAUUCAAUCUGCCUCUCUCAAACAAAGUGGAUUCUUCCGCGCCUGCGGUGAAAUCAGCAACCCGGGCGGUUUUCAAGCUCAUGAUCAAAAAUAUCCCGAGCCGCUACGUCGAGAACUUCAGACGAAGCGUUUCAUUUAUCUUAUGCAAAAUGACCCAGGAUUCCACCUACUCAAAUGCGUUGAUGAUGAGACAGGCGAGAUCUUGGCUUUUGCAAAGUGGAAUAUCUACGUUGGCGGGCCUGAGGCACUGGAGAGAUGGAGGGAGCAGGUGAAGACUGGUGAAGAUAUGAUUGUUCCAGAGGGGGCGAAUGUCGAGGGCUAUAGGUAUUGCAUGGGGAAACUGUUUGAGAACCGGAAACUGUUCUUUGGUGAAGAAGGGAGGGAGAAUUGCGUGCUUGCACUGCUGGCUACUGAUCCGGCGCACGAACGGCGUGGUGCAGGAACACUGCUGAAGCAUAUCUGGAGGCAUCGCAGAAGGGGUAUCCCGUUUAUGCACGGCGAGGUUUCGAGGUGA